AUGAAUUCAUUAGCUCAGAACUCACCCUUUUCAUCAAUGAUGAACUUUACUUUUUUUGACCAAACAAAAAAUAUUUUAAAAUCAGAAGAGUCUAAUAAAUUAGAAAAAUACAAAAUUUGGAAGGAAAACGCAUCAUUGCUCUAUGAGAAUAUAAUGACUCAUAUAUUGGAAUGGCCAUCAUUAUCUGUACAGUGGAUGUGUGAAAAUAAUUUUUCUUAUAACGAAAGUUUUUAUUCUGAUGAAAGUAUUAACGACACGACAAAGUAUUCUUUGUUGACAGGAACUCAUACAUCCGGAAUGGACCAAGAUUACAUUAUUAUAUUAGAUGUAUUAUUACCAAAUAGUUCUAUUCCUGAAGAAAAUAGAAAAUUUGAUUCUCACAGUGAUUAUGCAGGUUUUUCAAUAUCAUGCAAAGAAAGCGACACAAAUAAAUUUAGCCAGAGAAUUUUAAUUCCACACGACGGUGAAGUAAAUAGAGCUAUCCAUUCUCCAGUAAAUAAAAAUAUUAUUGCAUCGAAAACAGUAGCAGGAGAUGUUAAUAUUUACGAUUUAAAUAGUUUGAUAGAUAAAAAAAUGGUUGAAGGAACUAUUAAAACUGAAAAAACCCCAUCAUUAAUUUUAUGUGGACAUGAGUUAGAAGGAUGGGCUUUGAGUUGGAACAAAAUCAAUGAAUCUUACCUAGCAAGCGGCUCAGAUGAUACAGUUAUUUGCUUAUGGGAUAUUCAAAGUAGGCCAAAUAAUUCUGAAAGAAAAUUAAAUCCAAUUCUUAAGUUCAGAGGCCAUGAAAAAAGCGUUCAAGAUAUCUCAUGGAACCCUUCAAAUGAAAAUAUUAUGAUCUCAGUUGGUGAUGAUGGGUUAAUAAUGAUGUGGGAUAUACGUGAAUCAGCUUCACCAUACUGUAUUGCUACUACAAUGAAAGAAAUUUACUCCGAUAAUAGCAGAAUUAACACUGGUUUUAAAAAAUCAGUUGGAUACUCUUGUAUUGGCCAUUGUAGUGCAAAUAUCAAUAGCCUUAACACGAUAGAAUUCAACCCAUUCCGCACUAACAUAAUUGCUGUUGGAGGGAGCGACCCCGUGAUCGCAUUAUUCGAUGUUAGAAAGAUGAAUAGACGGCUUCAUUCACUAAAUGGGCAUUCUGGACAAAUAAAUCGUUUAAAUUUCUUAUUAGAAAGUGAGUCAUUAUUGGCAUCUGCUUCUUCAGAUUCUACUGUUUCGAUUUGGGAUUUAUCAAAAAUAGGGAUGGAACAGAGACCAGAUGAAGCUGAAGAUGGAGUACCAGAACUAAUUUUUACUCAUAGUGGACAUACUUCUCCAGUAAUCGAUUUGUGUUGCAUGAUGAACAAUUUGCAAACAACGACCUUUGCAAGCAUAAGCGAAAAUAACUAUUUGCAUAUUUGGAAUCCAGGUGAAACUGUGUUCCUUUCAGAUGAUGAAGAUGAAGAACUUGAGAGGAUCAAAGACAUUCAAGUUGAAUAG
Cryptosporidium ubiquitum is the source of this 1476-nucleotide messenger RNA. RefSeq names its product WD40 repeat histone deacetylase subunit. Bases 1 to 1476 code for a protein of 491 amino acids. Gene Ontology annotation, biological process: regulation of gene expression. Gene Ontology annotation, cellular component: nucleus. Gene Ontology annotation, molecular function: histone binding. NCBI's taxonomy places the organism in Eukaryota, Apicomplexa, Conoidasida, Eucoccidiorida, Cryptosporidiidae. The transcript is spliced from 2 exons. The record is from RefSeq and is a predicted model, not a curated record.